AUGUCAUUGAUUGAACAAAGAGAUCAAAAACAACGUGAAUUACAACAAUUAACUCAAAUAUGUAAUUUAACAGAAAACAUUAAAUCUCAAUUGGAUUCAUUAAGCUUAGAAGUUCAACAAUUAGAAGAAAAUUCAAGUAGUGUUAGUGAUGUUAUGCAAAUUUGGGAUAAUAUCUCAAGGGCAGUAUCACAAGCUGGUUUAGGACUUCUUCGUUAUGUAGAUAGCGACUAUGCAUCCGUAUCAGUAAAUGAUGAAAACAGUGACAAGAACUCCAAUACUAAGAAUAGUACUAUUAGUACUACCACUACCACUACCACUACAAAUAAGAAUAAUGAUGAUGCUGAUACAGUUCCAUUACCCGAACCAUUAGUUCGUGUCCCGUUACCAGAUGAUUCCUUACAAUAA
This is a messenger RNA of Maudiozyma saulgeensis, 405 nucleotides long. Lineage: Eukaryota; Fungi; Ascomycota; Saccharomycetes; Saccharomycetales; Saccharomycetaceae. The record is from the annotation of a GenBank genome assembly.